Molecule: messenger RNA, 2753 nt
Organism: Oryzias latipes (Japanese medaka)
Lineage: Eukaryota; Metazoa; Chordata; Actinopteri; Beloniformes; Adrianichthyidae
Product: E3 ubiquitin/ISG15 ligase TRIM25
Molecular function (GO): zinc ion binding
Source: RefSeq, a predicted model, not a curated record
GAACGCAUCGGUCUCCCGCAUCACGGUGCUCCGCUUUAGUUUCAGUUUUACGUCCGUUGGUCCCGCAGGUGCGGGUCGGUUGGUUAUUCCGAGUCAAGUCCAGAAAACGCCAGAUGCCAGACGGCAGCCAUGGUGGCUGGAAGCCGUAACCGGAGCCGGUAAAUCCUAGUGGAGCUAACUAGUGGGAAGAAUGACGUGUUAGCCCCGGCACGACAGGUGCGUCGCGGCGGACAGCGUAGAGACCUUAGCCUCGGAGGAACCUCUCUCACCGAUCCACGACUCCACAACAAACCCGAGUUUAUCGGUCCAAAACAGCAGGACCACACCGGAACCGUGUCUUUGAGAAAGCUGUCUUGUUCAUCCAUCAGCUGAGCCUCUCACCUGUUCCGUGGGGCAGAGAUGGCCUCUGCGCGCUCGGAGCAGUCCAGCGUCCUGCAGGAGGAGCUCACCUGCCCGGUGUGCCUGGAUCUGUACCGGGACCCCCACCUGCUCCCCUGCGGCCACAACUUCUGUAAGAACUGCCUGGACCGGCUGAAGCGGCAGGCGGAGCGGGGGCGCCUGCGUUGUCCGGAAUGCCGGGACAGCCACCGCUGCAGCACCAACUUUCAGAAGAACUUCAAACUAGCCAACAUCGCCGAUGACUACCGCCACCAGCGCAGAGCCGCCGCCACCGCCCUGAAGUCCAGGGAAACGCUGUCCUUCUGUCUGGGUGCCCCCCAGGAAGGUGGGACUUUUUCUGUACCUUGUGACUACUGCCCCCCUCCAGCCGCAAAGGCAUCCACCGUGGACCCUUCCAAGGAGGGGGACUCUGCAGCGGGUGAGGACGGGGGCGCCCAGGAGGACGCUGCUGCCAGGUUCGCAGUGAAGACGUGUCUGAAGUGUGAGGUGUCCAUGUGUCGGGAGCAUGUCAAGCCCCACCUAGAGCUCCCGGCCUUCCGGGAGCAUCCCCUCACCGAGCCCAUGAAUGACCUCUGGAAGAGGAAGUGCCCCGACCACGACGAGAUUUACCGAUACUACUGCAUGGACGACAAGAUGUGUGUUUGCAACGCCUGCACUAUAGAGGGGGGGCACUCGGGACACACAAUCAAGACCCUGAAGAACACCAUGAAGGACCUGAAGGCCACGCUGGACAAGCAGCUGUACCGGGUGGAGAGGAAGUACAGCAUGGCGGAGAAGAAGCUGCAGGAGCAGAAGGAGAAGGAGCAGCAGAAUAAGAAAUUUAUGGACGACACGGAGGAGAGUCUAACCAGGCUGAGCGAGGAGAUGAAGGCCAAAGUUCUGCGCUUCAUCACCAGACUGCGAGAGUGCACGCGCACCCAAUGCGACACCAACGGGCCGCUGAUCCAGAAAAACCUCUCCAGGAUCUGUCAGGAUCAGGCCCGCCUCCAGGAGGUCCGCUGCAGCAUUGAAGGCCUCAUGCAGGAAAACGACCCUUUCCGCUUCAUCCAGACAUACAAGACUACAGGCAAACAGCUCCGCAGGCAGCUGAGGAAGACCAUGUUCUACCCGGAGUAUGUUGACAUGGAGACGGAGCUGCUGGGCGUCAUGAUGGAGGAGGAGAUGAGGAAAUUCCUGGAGGAGGAGCUGCCGUGUCACAUCGUAGCUGCCAUCACGUCCCUGUGUCAUCUUUCAGACCCUGAGGAGGAAGAGGAGCAGGAGGACAAUGAGGAAGAGGGGGUGGACCUGGUUGAUGACGAUGAAGAGGAUGAUGAUGAUGAUGACCUGGAUGACAGCAGCGAGGAGGAGAUGCGGAGUGAAGGAGAGGAAGAUGAAGUGGAAGAGGAGGAGAGCAACCAGGAGCUGGUGGAUGACCUGUACAGCCCAGGGGAGGAAGACGAAGAAGAGGAUGAGGAAGAUGAUGACGAGGAUGAAAAUGAGGAAGAUGAGUAGGAGAAGAGGGUUUUUAUGAGAAGACUACAUUAAUGCUUUCGUGAAGAAAAGGACUGGACACUCAAAGCAGCAAAGGAAAUUUCGUUUUCUUUUAUGAAAGCUGCUGCAGCCUUGCUGUGCCUCACAGUCUCCCCCUGCAGGCCUCUCAGUGCUACUUCAGCUUACGUGCAUUAAAAACAGCUGAGAGCACGCACCAGAACAUGAAUGUACACUAUUCAGACUAAAUCUGAGGCAAAACGCCUCUGCAUGUCAAAUUUUCUACAACUUUUCAAAGGUUUUCUAAAUUCCAAUCACCAUUUCUGAACAUUUUAAUGGACUUGCAGAUGUUUUACUUCUUAUAAACCUGCAAAGGAGUGACAGCAAGCACGAUCUGACUUCUGAUACGAAGUCCUCUCAUUAGAUAUUUCAUCAGUUUCUCCUGUUUGACCUGAAGUAGAAGAACAGGAAGAAGCUUCUGUCUCUGUUUCAGGCUUGAAUUAAACAUUUCAAGCCAAAGAGGAGUUUGUUUGUUUGAGUGCAGAAGAUGAUUCAGGCUUGGCAUGCUGCUAAAACCAAAAAAAAAUAAAAAUAAUAAGAGAAAAAAAAAGAAAGUUUACAAAUGCCAGAUUAAAGUAUUUUUUUUUAAAUAUGUCAGCUUUGCUUUAAUUGAAUUUAAUUCAUCCGAUUUUGAAAUGUUUCUAUGCACAUUUUCCUUGAAUCUCUGUUUCAGGUGAUGUGAUGUUUUGCACUUUAUUAGAAAAAUGCUGUUUUACUUGAAAGAUCUGAAUGUAAAAAGCCAGUAUACAUUUUGGGUGAGAAGAAUUGUUAGGGGCCAAUCGAAAAAUAAAUUAUAUUAACAAUAAAGCUUGUUUAAUGUUGGACCA